Molecule: messenger RNA, 3322 nt
Organism: Panthera uncia (snow leopard)
Lineage: Eukaryota; Metazoa; Chordata; Mammalia; Carnivora; Felidae
Product: fumarylacetoacetate hydrolase domain-containing protein 2A
Exons: 7
Coding region: 2223-3164 (313 amino acids)
Molecular function (GO): hydro-lyase activity
Source: RefSeq, a predicted model, not a curated record
GGUCUCAGCCUCCCUCCAGGUCUCCCGCUGGGGUCAGGACUGGACCGGGCCCCCCCAUCCCUCUGACCACACGGGUGGGGUGGGCCGUCGUGAGUGCCCGCUGAGUGCCAGGGACCAAGCUGGGGGACUGGUUCAGGGUGCCGAGCGAGUGGGUGGCGGGACGGGGCCCACGUCUCUCAAGCUGUGAUGCUUGUGCUGUUUCUGCCUCGAAUCUCUGCCUCUUUGCUUAAGGACACUUUUCCAGAGUUGAACUGAGCUCGUGCCCUGUUGCAUCGUGAUUACCGCAGAAGCACGGAGGCCACUUUCUAACUGGUACUUUGGCAGAUGAUUUCUUUACGCCUCAGUGUCCCCUUUGUAAAAUGGACCUUGUGCCUGAGGGGAUUGCUGUAGGGUGGAAUGAGAGCCUGAAUAUGCCUGUCAUGUGGGAAGGUCAUAGUCAAUGGGGCCUGGGGUUAUCUUGGAGAGCAGAUGACCAGCCUUAUUCCUGAAGCAGCAGCCAGAAUGUGACCCAAGUUUUCCCUGGCUGAUAGCAGACAGGGUGUCCAUGGGGCUCUAGGAGAUCUGUUGGAGAUCUAACCCCCACCCAUCUCUAGGACACUUUAGCCCAAGCCAAGAAUUUCAAUGUCACCUGGACUUGGAUUCAAGUCCCAGCUAUUUUCUCUCCCUGGGAACUUGGGAAAACCCCUUCAUCUUACUAAGCCUUCGUAUUUUCAUUUGUAAAAUGGGGCUAACAGUACCUAUCUUCCAUAACUGUCAAGAGAAUUAAAUCAGAUAUUAUAGGUAAAGCACUUAACACCUGGCAUUCAGUGGGAGUGGUUACUGUUUUUUCAGUGUGUGGAGAUCUGAGUGCAUGCAUUUUGGCUUGAACACAUUUUUGACAGUAGCAUGGUUGUAUAAGACAGGAGGGCAGAAGUUUCAAAGCUCCUUGUUUUCUGGUCAAACUUAUUGGCCAUGACAGUAGUCAGAUCAGUGACCUGGGUCUAAUGAAUCUUUAACUGAAGGUGGCAAAUUGAGUCAUCAGGGUGAGGACCAGGAGUCUGGGUCCACCUCCACAUGACUGAGCAUAAAGGGCUACUUUUUAAAGCAAGGGCCCAUGCAGGGCAAAGACUGUUUGGAAUGAAGGCCAGACUUAGAUUAAAAACAAAACAGGAGAAUGGGGUUUGCCUCUGAGUAAAGCCUGGAACUCAAACAGGACCUGAGCCCUGUUGAUACCUUCUAAGUGAUUUGAGAAAGGAAGACAUAGCCAUAUUGACAAUCACCAAGCUUUCCCAAGUAGUGAAAAGUCAAGCCCCUGCUUCUGGCAUUUGUUCAUUCAACAGAGAGCAGUGUAGAGCCUUCUGUGUGCCAGUCACAAUGCUAUGAAAAAGCAGUGAAAAGGACAGAGGUAGUCUUAGAACCCAGAGAGGAGACAGCCCAAUGAUGCCUGUCAGGCUUUGACCCUGCCCUUUGUGUGCAGUCUCUUCCCUCAGGUAGCCUGUACUUCAGCAGGAGAAACUAAAUACUGUCUGGAGAGGCUCAUGGGAGUUGCUUCUAGAAGGCUGGGAUAGCCUGGUAUGGGGUUUAGCUUGGUAAUGUGAGCAGUGGAAAGCAUUUUCACUAGGAGGUUAAUAGGAUCAAACUGGCAUUUAAAAAUUUGCCUAUGACAGCUGUGAAGCCAGUUUUACCAGUGGUCACUUGCCCAUGCUGUGCCCCACUCUUAACUAAUUUCUAGUCCUGCUUAUUUUAAGGCCAGCCCAGCUCAGCUCAGUAUCACUUCAAGAAACUAGACAAAGGCAGGACCCUUGGUCUUUACAACAGUGGUCCCAAUUGCUGGAUCUUACUUACAACGUCAUUGUUAAUAUCCGUCUCCCCUGACAGCAGGACGGCAGGACUGAGUGUGUCUGAUCUAUACUGUUUGUCCAGUGCCUCAGAGAUGUGCCAGGUACAGUGUAAACCUCUAGAAAGCACUGGUUGAAGGAACACUGGAAUCCCUCCUAUCUAGAUUAGUGCCUGGCAUGAAGUAGUCACUCUUCUAGAAAUGCUUCAUUACGUGCAUUGAAUUGAGAAACAAAAAAGUCACCUUAUAAAAUGUAACAGUGAAAUAACUAAUAAAUGCAGACUACUUCUAGGAAUGGCUGGUGGGCAAAAGGGCUUGGGCUGCAGCUCAGGGAACUUUGUGGAUCUUGAUGGUGGUUUUAGCUCCCUCUGUCCCCUAGGACCUAAUUUUUUCUUCACAGGUUCUGAUGCUGGUCUCUUGUAGAAGGUUGCUCACAGCUUUGCUGCAGGCUCAGAAGUGGCCCUUUCAACCCUCCAGAAAUAUGAGACUGGUGCAGUUCCAGGCACCCCACCUGAUGGGACCUCACCUGGGCCUGGAAUCAGGGAAUGGCGGGGGGGUCAUUAACCUCAACGCCUUUGACCCCACACUGCCCAAGACAAUGGUGGAGUUCCUGGAGCAGGGAGAGGCCACUCUCUCGGUGGCAAGAAGAGCUCUGGCUGUCCAGUUGUCAGUCCUACCACGGUCAGAGGUGACCUUUCUGGCCCCUGUCACACGGCCAGACAAGGUGGUGUGUGUGGGAAUGAAUUAUGUGGACCACUGCAAAGAGCAGAACGUUCCUGUGCCCAAGGAGCCCAUCAUCUUCAGCAAGUUUGCCAGUUCCAUCGUGGGGCCCUACGACGAGGUCAUCCUCCCACCCUUGAGCCAGGAGGUGGACUGGGAGGUGGAGCUGGCUGUGAUCAUUGGAAGGAAAGGCAAGCACAUCAAGGCCACAGAUGCCAUGGCUCACGUAGCCGGCUUCACUGUGGCUCAUGAUGUAAGUGCUCGUGACUGGCAAAUGAGACGCAAUGGAAAGCAGUGGCUGCUGGGAAAAACCUUUGACACCUUCUGCCCCCUGGGCCCUGCCUUGGUGACCAAGGACAGUAUAGCAGAUCCACACAACUUAAAGAUCUGCUGCCGAGUGAACGGGGAAGUGGUCCAGAGCAGCAACACCAACCAGAUGGUGUUUAAGACAGAAGAGCUGAUAGCCUGGGUCUCCCAGUUCGUGACUCUUUACCCAGGGGAUGUCAUCCUGACUGGGACGCCCCCAGGUGUUGGUGUAUUCAGGAAACCUCCAGUCUUUCUCAAGAAGGGUGAUGAAGUUCAGUGUGAAAUCGAAGAACUAGGCGUCAUCAUCAACAAGGUGGUGUGAUGGGUCUUACCACAAGCCCUGGACUUAAGAGGUGGGAGCAUCCACUGCCAUCCAUCACAGGGAGCAGCCCAGUGCCAGCUGUUUCAAGCUGCCUCUUCUGGGUGGAGGGAGAGGGAUGGAGCCCUCCUCGUCAAUAAAAUUCUCAGCCCAGAGCAGCA